Molecule: messenger RNA, 2137 nt
Organism: Jaculus jaculus (lesser Egyptian jerboa)
Lineage: Eukaryota; Metazoa; Chordata; Mammalia; Rodentia; Dipodidae
Gene: Syndig1
Product: synapse differentiation inducing 1
Exons: 4
Coding region: 376-1152 (258 amino acids)
Biological process (GO): synaptic vesicle clustering; positive regulation of synapse assembly
Cellular component (GO): postsynaptic density membrane; excitatory synapse; intracellular membrane-bounded organelle
Source: RefSeq, a predicted model, not a curated record
GCGGGGUCGCCAAGAGAGUAAGGGACACGGUAGUUGGCGGGGAAAACGCGGAGGAAGGGGCUGGGUGCUGCUUUGGUUUGCCCCUUAGCGCCUGGCCACCGUGGGCACACCAGCGGCGGCGCAGAGAGGGGCUGCUGCGCGACGUCGGUGGGAGCUGGAGACAGUGUCCCGGGUGCGCAGCCGUGCCAGGCAGCCAAGGAGGUGGGAAUUGGUACCACUGAGCGGCCCGGCGGAGUCCCACUAGGGCUGAUGCGCGAGGCAGCCUAGCAGCUGGCACCGAGGUCCACAUGGGACGGGAAAAUGGGUCCCCUGAGGCAUGUGUGACGUGUGAGUCCAGCACGCCAGCCUGACGCCCAGCUGGGAAGGGAGCCUACCAUGGAUGGCAUUGUUGAACCGAAGAGCGUACUGGUACACAGUAAGAUCAGUGAUGCUGGCAAGAGGAAUGGUUUAAUUAACACCAGAAACUUCAUGGCUGAGAGCAGAGAUGGCCUGGUGUCUGUUUACCCAGCUCCCCAGUACCAGAGCCACCGGCUGGUGGCCAGCGCGGCACCAGGCAGCCUGGACAGUGGCAGGAGUGAGCCAGUGCAGCAGUUGCUGGACCCCAACACCCUGCAGCAGUCGGUGGAGUCCCAUUAUCGCCCUAACAUUAUCCUGUACUCCGAGGGUGUGCUGCGCUCCUGGGGAGAUGGUGUGGCCGCCGACUGCUGUGAGACCACUUUCAUUGAAGACAGGUCACCCACCAAAGAUAGCCUGGAGUACCCUGAUGGGAAGUUCAUCGAUCUUUCUGCAGAUGACAUCAAAAUCCACACCUUGUCCUAUGAUGUGGAGGAGGAGGAGGAGUUACAAGAGCUAGAGAGUGACUACUCCAGUGAUACAGAGAGUGAGGACAACUUCCUCAUGAUGCCCCCUCGGGACCACCUGGGGCUCAGCGUCUUCUCCAUGCUCUGCUGCUUCUGGCCCUUGGGCAUCGCGGCCUUCUACUUGUCCCAUGAGACGAACAAAGCCGUGGCCAAGGGGGACUUCCAUCAGGCCAGCACCAGCUCCCGGAGGGCCCUGUUCCUGGCCGUGCUGUCCAUCACCAUUGGAACUGGCAUCUACGUGGGUGUGGCUGUCGCCCUCAUCGCCUACCUCUCCAAGAACAACCACCUAUGAGCUUCCCCGCGGGCCAGCACGAAGGGGAGGAACCGGGCCAGGUGUGCGAGGGCAGAGAGAGAGAGAGACACACCUGGGCCACGCUGUACAGUGCCAGUGAUUGCCAAGCGACUCCACGACGCCCUGGAAUCUUCUACUCCUGGACUCCUUUUGUUUUUAUCCUCCACUUCAUCUUCAGCACCGUGCAGAGCACCAGGCAGGGGGAAGCUGCUGAUUCUUCCACGUGGAAGUGCCCAGGAUUGUGGCCCAGAGGCUGUCCCGGACGGGUUCUGAUGAACCGAGAACAUCCCAGCUCUGCAGCCUGCCAGUGCCUGGACCACCAUCCCAUUAGCAAUAUAUAAACAGUUAUUUAAAAAACAUGUUUAUUUUUUAUGGAAUAUGGUGCAGCAGGCAGAGGACAGGGGACACGACGCUGCUGUCUGUGGCCUGCGUGACACCUCUGCAUCCCUCGUCUACGUGGCUUCCCUGCCAGAAGCUCGUGAGGAAGAAGGAAGAGGAGUACCUUCCAGGAGGCCUCCUCUGCUGAGGGGCCCUGGCUGAAAUGCAAACCAGAGGAACACAGUCCCCGCCUGGACCCUACCCACUCCCAGCACGCUGCCCCAGCUCAGAACACCAGACCUGCUGCGGAUGGUGUCCCCUCGGCAGCUUCCCCAGCCAUAGUGAUCCUGGGACCUCAUUGGUCUACAUGGGGACUGCAGCCCCCGCUCAGAACGAGCUCAGUGUUUGCCCCAGGAGCCCGAGGGGAAGGAGCUUCGAGGACACACGGGGAGUGUCACUCUCAGAUGCCAGUGAUCUGAGAAACGAGACGGGCCUACUCUGUCGACUAAAUGAAUGGCUAUUUUCUUGUCAUUUUUUUAAGUGCAACUCUUGCUUCAUGCUGCUUCAGUUGCAAGAUGAAUGCUGAGAAAUAAGUAAUCACAGACGUUUUAAUACCAUGUCAUCGCUGUUUUACGAGUGUUCAUUAUUUAACAAAAAUUAUCUUUUA